This is a messenger RNA of Balaenoptera musculus (blue whale), 1139 nucleotides long. RefSeq names its product dual oxidase maturation factor 2 (gene DUOXA2). NCBI's taxonomy places the organism in Eukaryota, Metazoa, Chordata, Mammalia, Artiodactyla, Balaenopteridae. The record is from RefSeq and is a predicted model, not a curated record. The transcript is spliced from 6 exons. The coding region runs from base 27 to 989 and encodes 320 amino acids. Gene Ontology annotation, cellular component: endoplasmic reticulum membrane. Gene Ontology annotation, biological process: protein transport.
CAGACCCAGCUCGGCCGGGUUGCAGCAUGACUCUGUGGAACGGUGUGCUGCCCUUCUACCCUCAGCCCCGGCAUGCCGCCGGCAUCAGCGUCCCGCUACUCAUUGUCAUUCUGGUGUUCUUGGCCUUGGCUGCCAGCUUCCUACUCAUCUUACCCGGGAUUCGUGGCCACUCGCGCUGGUUCUGGUUGGUGAGAGUUCUCCUCAGCCUGUUCAUAGGAGCAGAAAUUGUGGCGGUACACUUCAGCGCAGAAUGGUCAGUGGGCAGAGUUAGCACCAAUACAUCCUACAAGGCCUUCAGUGCGGCACGCGUCCGAGCCCACGUCGGUCUGCACGUGGGCCUGGAGGGCGUUAAUGUUUCACUCACAGGGAACCCGGUGCAGCAGUUGAACGAGACCAUCGACUACAACGAGCAGUUCAUUUGGCGGUUUGGCGAAAACUAUGCUGGGGCGUACACGGAGGCACUGCAGAAGGGGCUGCCGGAUCCAGUUCUCUAUCUGGCGGAGAAGUUCACUCCGAGCAGCCCCUGCGGGGUUUACCGCCAAUACCGCUUGGCGGGACACUACGCCUCGGCCACGCUGUGGGUGGCGUUCUGCUUCUGGCUCCUCUCCAACGUGCUGCUCUCCAUGCCGGUCCCGCACUACGGAGGCCUGGCUCUGCUGAUCACUGGCGCCUUCGCACUCUUCUCCGUCUUCGCCUUCGCCUCCAUCUCCAGCGUGUCUCUCUGCCAGCUCCGCCUUGGCUCGUCCGAGCUCACCACUCACUACGGUGCCGCCUUUUGGAUCACGCUGGCCACGGGCAUCCUGUGCCUCCUCCUCGGAGUGGCGGUGCUGAGUCUCCACUACGCUCGGCCCAGCGCUCUUCGCACCUUCUUGGAUGGAAGCGUCAAGGGCCUCGAAAGUCAGGCGAAAGGGAGCUCUCCUCUCAUCCUCAACAACCCACUGCAUAAGCAGUUCUGGGCCUCAGACUUAACCAUCAGUACUAACCUGUGAAAGGGACUCAACCUCGGACUCCUACUCUGCCUUGGUCCCCCGCAGCCCGGGGAGCAGUGCCCACCGGGCCUGGGGAGCUCCGGGAGGGCACUGCGCUGGGGGCGCGGGGGGAAAAGGCCGGUGGCCUCAGAUGUGCCGCCUGCACCCGGG